This is a messenger RNA of Mytilus californianus (California mussel), 3643 nucleotides long. RefSeq names its product E3 ubiquitin-protein ligase NEDD4-like. Lineage: Eukaryota; Metazoa; Mollusca; Bivalvia; Mytilida; Mytilidae. Gene Ontology annotation, molecular function: protein binding; sodium channel inhibitor activity; ubiquitin protein ligase activity. The record is from RefSeq and is a predicted model, not a curated record. Gene Ontology annotation, biological process: regulation of dendrite morphogenesis; ubiquitin-dependent protein catabolic process. Bases 69 to 2660 code for a protein of 863 amino acids. The transcript is spliced from 26 exons.
CUGAUACCAGUAAAAACAUCAACACACUUGUACUGUGAUUUUAUCCCAGUUUAUUUAUUUGAUAGUGAAUGGCACAAUUUACCAGAAUUUAUGGGUUGCAGGAGCAACCAUCGGAUCCUCCUGGAACCACAAAGUUACUUCGUAUUAAAGUUAUUAAAGGUGAAAAUCUAGCCAAGAAGGACAUAUUUGGAGCAAGUGAUCCAUAUGUAAAAAUAAGUCUGUUUCGUGGAGACAGAGAUACAGGGUAUAUAGAUUCAGCAAGCACAACAGUUAUAAAAAAGUCACUAAAUCCAUUAUGGCAAGAAGAAUUUGUAUUUAGGGUGAAUUCCAGAGAUAACAGACUGCUAUUAGAAUUAUUUGAUUCAAACAGAGUGACAAGAGAUGAUUUUCUUGGAUUGGUUGAGAUACCAUUAGGUAUUACUGGGGUAGCAACAGAAUCGCCAGGGGUUGAGAUCACACCUAAAAGUUAUAUCCUCAGACCCAGAAGUACAAAGUCUCGAGUGAGAGGAAGUCUUUGGUUAUAUAUAGCUUACUUACCAUCACCAGGAGAGGAUGCUACAGAGGAGACAGCCGCUGGAACAACUGAAACCACAAAUGAAACCACAACGGAGAAUCCUGGUUGGGAGAUGGUGGACAUGAACAAUGCUUUGAAUGAAGCAGGUGCCUCAGGACCUGUUAAUGAUGCUCCACAAUUACCACCAGGCUGGGAGAUGAAAGUCGAUCAAACCUCAGGCAGAAAAUUUUAUGUUGAUCAUAAUACUCAUAAAACUUCCUGGGAAGCACCUCCAAUGCCAGCAAGUGGAAGCAGUCUUCCUGACGGAUGGGAGGAAAGAAUGGAUGGGAAUGGACGUACAGUUUAUAUCAACAAAUUGAACAGAACAACUCAGUGGGAAAUACCAACACAGCCAGCAGUUAGACCAACAACACAGGAAACAGGGGAUGCCAGAAGGAGAGCAAAUAGAAUGUACAGACGACAUGUCAGUGUAGAAGAUACAAUCAGUUUAAAUGACACCUCUCCAGCAGCUUCUCCGAGUGCACCAGAGAGACCACCACUGCCAGCACAUAGACCAACAGAGGGUUUACAACCUAGAAGUGGUUCUCUGAGUCUACGACCUACUCAACGCCAUAGUCAUAGAACUGCAAGUAAUAGUAGAGACAGUUCUCCAGCCAAUACAGAUGAAGAGCCACUUCCACCUGGAUGGGGAAUGGGGACAGCACCCAAUGGCAAAGUCUUCUACAUUGACCAUAACAAUAAAACAACUUCUUGGGAGGAUCCCCGAAGAAUCAACAGAUCAGGAAGUAUGCGGCUCCAUUCUGUCAGUGACUCUCCUGGUGUAAUGCAAAGACCAUCAUCUAAUGAAGAUCUUUUACAAAAUUUAGGUCCUUUACCUCCUAGUUGGGAAGAGAGAACCCAUGCAGAUGGUAGAGUGUUUUAUAUUAACCACAACAAUAAAACAACACAAUGGGAAGAUCCAAGAUUAAAAAAAUUAGGUGGUCCUGCUGUUCCAUAUUCUAGAGACUAUAAAAGAAAACAUGAUUACUUCAGGUCAAAGCUUAGGAAACCACAAAAUAUACCAAAUAAGGUUGAUAUAAAAGUUACAAGAGAAAGAAUUUUUGAAGAUUCCUAUAGAGUAAUUUCAAGCAUUAAAAGAAUAGAUUUCUUAAAGGCCAGGUUGUGGAUAGAAUUUGAAGGUGAAGUAGGAUUAGAUUAUGGAGGUGUAGCUAGAGAAUGGUUUUAUUUAUUGUCUAAAGAAAUGUUUAAUCCUUUUUAUGGACUGUUUGAAAACUCUGCUACAGAUAAUUACACCUUACAGAUUAAUCCAUUAUCUGGAUUAUUUAAUGAGGAACAUUUAAGAUAUUUUGAAUUCAUUGGAAAAGUAGCAGGCAUGGCAGUUUAUCAUGGCAAAUUAUUAGAUGGAUUUUUUAUUCGUCCUUUUUACAAGAUGAUGUUAGGAAAAACCAUGUUAUUACCAGAUAUGGAAUCUGUGGAUUCAGAAUAUUAUAAUUCAUUAUGUUGGAUCAAAGACAACGAUCCUAUAGAUUUGGACCUAAGAUUUUCUGUUGAAGAGGACUAUUUUGGAGAGGUGACAGAAAGAGAAUUAAAGCCUGAUGGAGCAAACAUUGUAGUAUCAGAUAAAAAUAAACUGGAAUAUAUUCAUUUGGUUAUACUAUGGAGAUUUGAAUCGAGAAUCCGUGAACAGAUGGGAGCUUUCCUAAAGGGUUUCUAUGCUCUUAUACCUAAAGAUAUGAUUCAGAUAUUUGAUGAAAAUGAAUUAGAGUUACUGAUGUGUGGUUUACAAGAUAUUGACGUCAAUGAUUGGAAGUCCAACACAGCAUACAAAGGAGAGUACAACCCUAAUCAUCCUGUUAUUCUACACUUCUGGAAGGCUAUUUACUCCAUGAACAAUGAAACUCGUGCCAGAUUGUUGCAGUUUGUGACAGGUACAUCACGAGUUCCAAUGAAUGGUUUCAGAGAGCUAUAUGGAAGUAAUGGACCUCAGUUAUUUACCAUUGAAAAGUGGGGCAACCCUAACCAGUUUCCUCGAGCUCACACAUGCUUUAACCGCAUUGACUUGCCACCAUACAAUGAUUAUCAUGACUUAAGGAAGAAACUUUUAGAAGCAAUAGAGAACACAGAAGGCUUUGAAGGCGUGGAUUAGCUGUUUAUAAAACCAUAGGACUUUAACAUUACAAUGGGACCUGACCCAUAGUACUAUUAACAUUACAACAGGACCUGACCCACAGUAUUAUUAGUGCUAUUCAUUCCCAUGUUAGUGACUUGUUAAAUGUGAUAAUUGGGUUGAUGGAUUAAAGUCAGUAAAUAAGAAAGGGAUGUGAUAUAAACACUUUACAUCACAAGUGAACUUCUUUUAUUGUGUUGUAGAUCUUGUACUUAAGUUUUACUUUCUUUACAAAAAUACUAUGUAAUUACCUCAUGCAUGUGUUUUUAUACGACCGCAAAAAUUUUUGCGGUCGUAUAUUGGUAUGACGUUGGCGUCGUCGUCUGGCGUCGUCUGAAGACACAUUGGUUUUCGCACUCUAACUUUAGUUUAAGUGAAUGGAUCUCUAUGAAAUUUUACCAUAAGGUUCAAUACCACAAAAGGAAGGUUGGGAUUGAUUUUGGGGGUUAUGGUACCAACAGUUUAGGAAUUAGGGGCCAAAAAGGGGCCAAAAAUAAGCAUUUUUGUAACUUCCAGACAUAACUUGUGUGUUAGUGUAUGGAUCUCUCUGACAUUGUACCACAAGGUUCCAUAUCACAAAGGGAAUGCUGGGAUUGAUUUUGGGGGUAAUUGUUUCAAAAUAUUAGGAAUUAGGGGCCAAAAAAGGGGCAAAAUACAAGCAUUUUUCUAGUUUCAUGACAAUAACUUGUGUGAAAGUGUAUGGAUCUUUCUGAAAUUGUACUACAAGGUUUCAUAUCACAAAGGGAAAGCUGGAAUUGAGUUUGGGGGUAAUUGCCCGAAACGUUUAGGAAUAAGGGGCCAAAAAGGGGCCAAAAAUAAGCAUUUUUCUAGUUUCCAGACAAUAACUUGUGUUCAAGUGUAUGGAUCUCUCUGAAAAUGUACCACAAGGUUCCAUAUCACACAGGGAAUGCUGGGAUUGAUUUUGGGGUGAUGAAUCAUAAGGAGGUUCAAAAAAUUUGGGG